UCUUCCCACUUGGAAGGAGGAUCGUCUGGAAACCGGGACACCGGACCACUUCACACUCACACUCUACAACGGCGACCUUUUCGUUUUUCUUUUCUUCAACAAACCGUUUCGGAGUUACAGUCUUAGUUUCGUUCAUGCUGUGCUGAGGUAGAGGAGCUGAAGAUGAAGACCAGGCUGUCUGUGGCGACGGCCGCCCUGCUGGCACUGCUGCUGUCCUCCUGUCAGGCCCAGGACGAAGUCGCCCCGCCGUCAGAUUUGAGAUUUAAGAUUUUAAAUGAGAACACAGUACAAAUGUUGUGGACCAAACCAGUCACGAGGGUACAAGGCUACAGGAUACAAGUGACCUCAGACACAGAGGAACCAGUGAAGGAAUUUACUCUGCCUGCUUCUGCAUCCAAGACCUCCAUCUCAGACUUGAGGCCAGAUGUGGACUAUGUCAUAACGAUAUUGGCGUACGCCGGAUCAGAGGAAAGUCUACCGAUCUCCGGCCAGAUCACAAUUCAGUCAAGCAGCAACAGUAGAACAAGAGGACCUUCUAGAAGACCACAAGCUGCAGAUUCAAUCAAAUGCUCAGUUAGCGCCGUUGCGGACCUGCUGUUCCUGGUGGAUGGCUCCUGGAGCGUCGGCAGGCAAAACUUCAAAUUCAUCCGUAACUUUAUUGCAGCGACAGCCGGCGCCUUUCAGAUCGGGGAGGACAAAACCCGUGUGGGUGUGUUUCAGUACAGCACCGACACCCGGACAGAGUUUAAUCUGAACAAACACCUGACACGACCAGCGCUCCUGAAGGCCAUCAGCUCGCUGCCCUACAAAGGAGGCAACACAAUGACAGGCGACGCCUUGGACUACCUCCUAAAAAACACUUUGACGGAGGCGACCGGUGCCAGGAGCGAAUUUCCCAAAGUGCUCGUUAUCAUCACAGACGGCAAAUCUCAGGAUGGUGUGGAGAGUUCUGCCAAGCAGCUCCGCAGCAGGGGGGUGGAGAUCUUCGUCCUCGGGAUCCAAAAUGCAGAUGAGCAGGAGAUGAAGCUCCUGGCUUCCACACCUCACAGAAGUCACAUCUAUAGUGUUGCCAACUUUGAUAUGAUCAAGAACAUCCAGCAAGACUUCAUCACCCAAGUGUGCACUGCUGUGGAAAAUCAGCUCAACUCACUCGCGAGUGGAGAAGAAGUUGUUGAGCCGGCAUCUAACCUCCAAGUUCUGGAGGUGGCCUCCAAGUCCAUGCGUGUGACCUGGGAUGCCUCCAUUGGGGAUGUUACUGGAUAUAAGCUGCAGAUCAUUCCCAUGAUGGCUGGUUAUAAACGGCAAGAGUUGUACGUGGGCCCAACCCAGACCUCCGUGGUGGUUAAAGACCUUUCUCCAGAAACAGAGUACCAGAUCAGUCUGUUUGCCCUGAAGGGCCUCACACCCAGUGAGCCCAUCAUGGCCAUGGAGAUGACCCAGCCAGUCAAAGUGUCAUUGGAAUGUUCUCUUGGGGUGGAUGUGCAAGCUGAUGUGGUCCUCCUUGUUGAUGGUUCAUACAGCAUCGGGUUAGCUAACUUUGCUAAAGUAAGAGCAUUCCUGGAGGUGCUGGUUAACACUUUUGAUAUUGGACCAGAUAAAGUUCAGAUCAGCUUGGUCCAGUACAGCAGGGACCCCCACCCUGAGUUCUACCUAAACACACAUCAUGACCUGAAUGCUGUGGUCAGGGCUGUGAGGAAUUUCCCUUACCGUGGGGGAUCUACCAAUACUGGCAGAGCCAUGGCCUAUGUGAGGGAGAAGAUCUUCCAGACUGCAAAAGGGGCACGCGCCAAUGUUCCACGUGUUACCAUCCUCAUCACUGAUGGAAAGUCAUCUGACGCUUUCCAGGAGCCAGCCACAAGGCUGAGGAAUUCUGAUGUGGAGAUCUUUGCAGUUGGUGUAAAGGAUGCUGUACGAAGUGAGCUUGAGGCCAUUGCAAAUACUCCUGCAGAGACCCAUGUUUACACUGUCGAGGACUUUGAUGCUUUCCAGAAAAUCUCUAAAGAACUUACCCAGUCCAUCUGUCUAAGGAUUGAGCAGGAACUGCGUAUCAUCCUCCAAAGAAGUCUGAUCUCACCGAAGUCCUUGUCUUUCUCGGAGGUGAGCCCCAGAAGCCUCAGGGCCACGUGGGAAACCAAUGCCACCAACGCCAAUUCCUACAUGGUCCAUUUCAAGCCAGCAGAUGAUGCUGAUGGACAUUUUGUGUCCAUGUCCGUCCCCGGGGACACCCUCACUGCAGUCCUUCCCCACCUCAACCCGCUCACCCGCUAUCAAGUCAACAUUUACGCCCAGUAUGACAAAGGAGACAGCCUCCCUCUGACAGGCUACGAGACCACUUCAGAAGAAAAAGGCCCUGUGCCGAACCUGAGGGUUUCCAACGAGACAACGGACAGCUUCCGUGUGUCGUGGCAGCCGGCUGCUGGUGCUGUGGUCAAAUACCGGUUGACCUACCAACCGGACGGGGAAGAGAGUUCCAGUCUGGAGAUGACGUCUGAUCGCACAGAGGCAAUGGUCGCUCAGCUUCAACCUCAAACCACCUACCGCGUCACCGUAACACCUAUGUACCAGUCCGGCUUUGGAACCCCAACACAGGCUGAUGGUACCACCAAAGAAGCCAGGGGUUCCCCUCAUAACCUGAGGGUUUCUGAUGAGACAGUGUCCUCCAUGAAGCUUCAAUGGGAUCCAGCUCCAGGGAACGUGCAGCAGUACCGGGUGACCUACAGACCCACUGCUGGUGGUCCCAAGAAGGACAUGAUUGUGAAAGGAGACAUUACCGCUGUGCUCCUGAAGAACCUGCAACCAGGAACCCAGUAUGACAUCUCUGUUAGCCCACGUUACCCUAAUGGCCCAGGAAACACCGUGGAGGGACAAGGCACCACGCUAGAAGACGUUGGUCCUCCUAAAAACCUCGUCACCAGCGACGUAACUGACACUAGCUUUGGUGCAUCGUGGACUGCGGCGCCAGGGAACGUGAAGCAGUACCGCGUUCGAUGGAAGUCGCUGUUCUCUGAGCAGGCUGGAGAGAAAACUGUACCAGGAUCAGUGACCAACACGGUGCUGGAAGGUCUGAACCCAGAGACGCUCUACCAGGUCGCAGUGGUCGCCGAUUACGGUCACACAGACAGCGAGCCGCUUACCGGGCUGGAAACCACUGACGCAUCUGCUGCUGGUAAGACGCUCACUGUGUCAGAUGAGACAGAGCGAACCAUGAAAGUCACGUGGUCGCCUGCUCCGGGCAAGGUUCUCCACUACCGGCUGAAGUAUGUUCCCCAAGGUGGAACCAGAGAAGUGGCCCUCAAAAUCCCACGGACGUUCACUUCAACCAUCAUGAAGCGCCUUCAGCCCAUGACCACGUACAACAUCACCGUUCACCCCAUCUACAAGCGCGGGGAAGGAAAAGCAAGGCAAGGAGUAGGAACGACACUUUCGCCUUUCAAACCUCCCAGGAACCUGCAGACAUCAGAGCUGACCACGAACAGUUUCAGAGUCUCCUGGGAUCAUGCACCUGGAGAUGUUAAGGGCUACAAAGUGACAUUUCACCCCACAGGGAAUGAAGUCGACUUGGCAGAGAUGUUGGUUGGUCCCUUUGAUAACACAAUAGUUCUUGAAGAGCUCAGGGCUGGAACAAAGUACUCGGUAGCUGUGUUUGGGGUGUUUGACGGUGGGCAGAGUUUACCUCUGGCAGGAGAGGAGAGGACGACCCUCAAUGGUGGUCCUGAAAUGCCUCCUGAUGAUUCUUCUGACCAUCAGGAGCCUCAGUGUAAAACCAGUGCCAAGGCCGACAUCGUGCUGCUGGUCGACGGCUCCUGGAGCAUUGGCCGUCUGAACUUUAAGACCAUCAGGACCUUCAUCAGGCGUAUGGUUAGCGUCUUCGACAUCGGCCCUGACAGAGUGCAGAUUGGUUUGGCUCAGUACAGUGGAGAUCCAAAGACUGAGUGGCACCUGAACGCUCACCCCAACAAACCCUCCCUGCUGAAUGCCAUAGACAACCUGCCAUACAAAGGAGGCAACACCAUGACAGGUCUGGCGCUCAACUACAUCCUCCAGAACAACUUCAAACCCAACGUGGGAAUGCGUCCAGACUCCCGCAAAAUUGGAGUUUUGGUCACUGACGGAAAGUCCCAGGAUGACAUCAUCGUCAACUCACAGAACCUGAGGGACAGUGGCAUUGAGCUUUAUGCUAUCGGUGUGAAGAACGCCGACGAGAAUGAACUGAGGUCCAUAGCAUCUGACCCCGAUGACAUUCACAUGUACAACGUCAAUGACUUCCAGUUCCUUCUGGACAUUGUUGAUGACCUCACAAACAACCUCUGUAACAGUGUCAAAGGUUCAGGGGAUGAGAUGGGGCCGCCCACUGACCUGGUGACCUCAGAGGUGACCCACCGCUCCUUCCGGGCCAACUGGACGGCACCUGGUGGCCCUGUGGAUCAGUAUCGUGUCGUAUACCAGCCUAUGGCUGGAGGAGCCACUGAGGAGGUGCUGGUUGAUGGAUCAGAGACCACUUUAGUGCUGGAGAACCUCACACCUCUGACCGAGUACCUCGUCAAUGUCUACGCUGUGGUCAACGGGAUAAGCAGCGAACCUCUGAAGGACACUGAGACCACGUUGCCUCUGGCAGCGGUGAAGAACAUGGACGUUUAUGAUGAGACCAUGAGCACCAUGAGGGUGAGGUGGGAUCAAGCGGCGGGUGCCACAGGCUACAUGCUGCUGUACAAAGCUAUCAACGCCACCGGGCCGCAGCCUGAGAAAGAGCUUCGUGUUGGAGGAGACGUGAAUGACGUCCAGCUGACGGAGCUGAUUCCCAACACGGCAUACGCCAUCAGUCUUUACGGUCUGCACAGUGAAACUGCCAGCGAGCCCCUGGAGGGGACGGCAGUCACACUGCCCAUGCCUCCGCCUGGAGCCGUGACAAUCACUGAUGUUACUCACAGCACCAUGAAGCUGAACUGGGACGCGGCUCCAGGACGAGUCCGCAAAUACAUGAUCACCUACAAACCAGAGGACGGAGAUCUAAAGGAGGAGGAAGUCAGUGGUGACGUCACCACCCUGGAUCUGUCUGGCCUCAUUUCUCAGUCGGAGUACGACGUGGCCGUCACCCCCAUCUAUGAUGAGGGACCUGGAACCCCGAUGCUUGGAAAUGCUUUCACAGAUGUUGUUCCUGCACCGAAGAACCUGCAGUUCUCUGACGUGACCCAGUCCUCCUUCAGAGCCACCUGGGAACAUGGAGCCCCGGAUGUGGCCCUUUACCGCAUAGCCUGGGCCAAGAAGGACGGGGAAAACGCUGGAGAUGCCAUCCUGAAUAGUGACGACAACACCCACGUUCUAGAGAACCUGGACAUUGACACUGAAUACGAUGUCACUGUUACCGCCAUCUACCCAGAUGAGUCAGAGAGUGAAGGCCUGAUUGGAAGCGAGAGCACACUGUCAAAGACUCCAGUGGUGCCCCCUGAACCUCCUCAAAACCUGCGGGUCUUCAAUGCCACCACCAGCACGCUGUCGGCCAAGUGGGAUGCUGCCCCCGGCGCCGUCCAGAGCUAUAGAGUCACCUACCAGCCUGCCGCCGGCGGAGAGCCUGUGCUUAUGGAGACAAAGAAGACCACAACGAUUCUGCAGAAUCUGCAACCCGACACGCCGUACUCCGUCAGUGUGGCCGCUGUCUAUCCCACCAGCAUCAGCAAAGACAUCUCUGGUCAAGGAAAAACAAAGCCUCUGGGUGGAGUGAAGAAUCUGCAGGUCUUGAACCCGACCAUAACCACCCUGAACGUGCGCUGGGAGCCCGCCGAGGGCCGAGUGAGAGAGUACAAAGUUGUUUACGCUCCCGCCGCUGGAGGACCCGAGAGCAUGGUAGGACUGGAACAAGUGUCGCCGGGCACAACCAACACCAUCCUGCGAGGUCUACAGCCUGACACCCUGUACACUGUGUCCCUGGUUCCGGUCUACGCUGAGGGAGAUGGAAAGACCAUGUCUGAAAAUGGAAAGACAAGAGCACUAGGAGGAGUGAAGAACCUGAGGGUGACUGACCCAACCAUGACCUCUCUGAAUGUGGGCUGGGAACCGGCUGAUGGAGCCGUCCGGCUCUACAAGGUCUUCUUUGUGCCCACUGCUGGUGGACAAGAGGAGAUGGAGCAAGUUCCUGCAGGGACAACUUCCAUCAUCCUCAGGAACUUGACGCCUGACACGCCUUACACGGUGUCUGUGUUACCGGUUUACCCUGCAAGGGAGGGAAAACGGCAAUCAGAAAAUGGAAAGACACUGCCUUUGAGUGGAGUCGCCACCAUGAAGGUGAGCAACCCGACCAUCACCACUCUCACAGUCACAUGGAAUCCAGCUGGCGGCAACGUUCAAGGUUACAAAGUGAUCUACUUCCCUACGGAUGGAGGAUCUGAGAUUGUGGAACAAGUGUCAGAGAGCACAACCAGGACCAUUCUGGAAAAGCUGUCACCAGACACCCGCUACACCGUCACCGUGGUUCCUGUCUAUGCAGAGGGCGACGGGCCGAGCCUGUCUGACACCGGAAAGACACGCCCACUGGGAUUUGUGAGGAACCUUCAGGUGACUGAUCCCACAUCCAGCACCCUGAAUGUCCGCUGGGAUCCCGCUGAGGGAAAUGUACGGGAAUACAUCGUGACCUGGGUGCCGGCGGCCGGAGGCGAGCAGGAUAUGGACCAGGUGUCUGGAUCCACAACCUCAACUGUCCUGAAGACCCUGGACCCUGACACAGAGUACACAGUCAGCGUGGUGCCCAUCUACCAUGAGAUGGAGGGCAAGACGAUGUCAGAAAACGGCAAGACGAAUCCUUUGGGUGUAGUUAAGAACUUGAAGGUGGUCGACCCAACAACCAACACUCUGACGGUUCGCUGGGAUCCAGCUGUGGGCAACGUCCGAAGCUACAAGGUCUUCUACUCAGCGGAACCCGAAGGAGAAGAACGAAUGGAGGAGGUGUCAGGAGGGACCACCAGCACCGUGCUGAGGAACCUGGACACCGACACGGUUUACAACGUGUCUGUUGUUCCCGUCUAUCCAAAGGAGGAAGGGAUACGCCAGUCUGAGAAGGGAAAGACAAAAGCCCUUGGGGGGGUGAAAGGUCUCCGGGUGACAGACCCUACCACCAAUUCGCUCAGGGUUCGCUGGGAACCAGCUGAAGGUGACGUGAGGCAGUACCGAAUCAUCUACGUCCCUGCUGCUGGAGGUCCUGAGCUCAUGACUCAGGAAUCUGGAAUGUCGACAAACACGGUGCUGAGAGACCUGAAGCCGGACACAAAGUACAGAGUGACACUGGUGCCUGUCUACAGCGACGCAGAGGGGAAACGCAUGUCGGAGAUUGGAAAGACCAAGGCCCUGGGCGGUGUGAAAAACCUGCAGGUCACUGAUCCCACCACCAGCUCCCUGAAGGUGCGCUGGGACCCAGCGGAGGGCAAUGUUCGGCAGUACCGCCUCUUUUACGUCCCCAAGACCGGCGGUGCAGAGGACAUGGAACAGGUCUCUGGUGGGACCACGAGCACUGUGCUGAGGAACCUGCUAUCAGACACGCCCUACACAGUGACUGUAGUCCCAGUUUACCCAGAAGGAGAAGGUCUGCGGCAGUCAGAUGAUGGAAAAACUUUGCCACGUACACCACCCAGGAAUCUCCAGGUGUACAACCCCACUCCCAACAGCCUGAACGUCCGCUGGGAGCCCGCCACAGGCCAGGUCCAGCAGUACCGCAUGGUUUACGCCCCCCUGAAUGGCGUCAGACCCGCUGAGUCGGUGCUGGUUCCAGCAAGUACUAACAACGGUUUUCUAGAUAACCUGAUCCCGGACACCCCCUACUCCGUCAGCGUUACGGCUCUGUAUGCUGACGGCAAGGGACCACUGGUGAAGAGCAACGGCAAAACCUUGCCCCGUACUGGUCCCAGGAACAUGCGUGUCUUUGAUUCCACCACCAACACCCUGACCAUCGGCUGGGACCACGCUGAGGGUCCAGUGAGGCAGUACAAGAUCAGUUACGCCCCCAUGAACGGAGACCCCGUCACAGAGUUUACUGCAGUUCCUGGGAACAGAAACAAUGCCAUGCUGCAGAACUUGUCACCAAACACCCCAUACAACAUCACCGUGGAGAGCGUCUAUGCCGAGGGCCCCGGAGGCUCCCUCAAUGGGAACGGACGCACAGUGGGUCUGCUGAGUCCCAGGAACCUUCGAGUGUCUGAUGAGUGGUACACCCGUUUCAGAGUGGCCUGGGAUGCGGCACCAGCUCCUGUGGAGGGAUACAAACUCAUCUACACACCAAAAGGCAAAGACCAGCCCGUUGAAUUCUUUGUUGGCGAUGUGACCUCGUACACGCUGCACAACCUGCAGCCUGGAACCACUUACGAUGUCAAAGUGUUGGCGCAGUACACCGGCGGCAUCAGUGGCCCACUCACUGGACAGGGAACCACACUCAAUCUGAACGUGAGCAACAUUGAAACCUACAACGUUGGCUCCAACACCUUCUGCAUCAACUGGACUCCUCACCGGGCAGCGACCUCCUACCGCAUUAAACUCAACCCUGCAGACCCCUCCACUAAAGGUCACCAGGAGAUCACCAUCCCCGCCGGUGUGCCUCAGUACUGCUUUGACGGUCUUUCUCCCGAUUCGCUCUACACGGCCACCGUCUUUGUCCAGACACCAAACCUGGAGGGUCCAGGAGUCAGUACCCAAGAGAGAACCCUGGAGAUGCCAACUCCAGUUCCAACACUCCCUCCAACUCCAGCUCCUCCACCCACCAUCCCCCCAGCGUGGGCAGUGUGUAAAGGUGCCAAAGCAGAUGUGGUUUUCCUCAUUGAUGGGUCCUGGAGUAUCGGUGAGGACAGCUUCAUUAAAGUCAUCCACUUUGUCUCGGGAAUCAUUGGCGCUUUUGAUGUCCUUGGACACUCAGGAAUGCAGGUUUCUUUUGUGCAGUACAGCGAUGAGGCCAAGACAGAGUUCAUGCUCAACGCUUACCAGGACAAAGGUGUCGCCAUGUCUGCGCUUUAUCACAUCCCCUACCGAGGAGGAAACACCAAAACAGGAGUGGCGCUGAAACAUUCAUAUGAGAAGGCGUUUUCUGUUGAGAACGGAAUGAGAAGGAAUGUCCCCAAGGUCAUGGUGGUGAUCACUGAUGGACGCUCUCAGGAUGAGGUGAAGAAGAACGCUGCCAAGCUGCAGAAUGCAGGUUACAGCGUUUUUGCCAUCGGAGUUGCCGACGUAGACUUUAAUGAGCUGCAGGAGAUCGGCAGUAAACCCAGCGACCGGCACGUCUUUGUCGUGGAGGACUUUGAUGCAUUUGACACCAUCAAAGAAAACCUGAUCACCUUCAUUUGUGAAACAGCCUCUUCGUCUUGUCCUUUGAUUUUUCUGAAUGGAUUCACAUCACCUGGUUUCAGGAUGCUUGAAGCCUUCAACCUGACAGAGAAGACUUACAGUUCUGUUAAAGGUGUCUCCAUGGAGCCUGGCUCCUUCAACAGCUACACAUCCUACAGGCUCCACAAGAACGCCUUCCUGACUCAGUCUUCCACAGACGUCCACCCCAAUGGUCUUCCCCACGCUUACACCAUCAUUAUAAUGUUCCGCCUGCUGCCCGACUCGCCCGCUGAGGCCUUCGACAUCUGGCAGGUGUCGAACAAAGAUCACAAACCUGAGACCGGUGUCACGGUCGAUCCCUCCAGUCAGACGGUGUCAUUCUACAACAAAGAUGAGCGAGGUGAGACCCAGAGGGUGACGUUCGACAACGAUCAAGUCAAGAGAAUCUUCCACGGAAGCUUCCACAAGCUCCACAUCAUGGUUUCGUCCACGAACGUCAAACUGAAUAUUGAUUGCCAAGAAGUGGCUGAAAAGGAGAUCAAGGAUGCUGGAAACAUGUCCAGUGAUGGCUACCAGGUUCUGGGCAAGAUGAGCAAGUCUAUCGGCUCCAAAGGAGAAUCUGCGAGCUUCCAGCUCCAGAUGUUUGACAUUAUCUGCAGCUUGGGCUGGACCACCAGGGACAGAUGCUGUGACCUCCCGUCCACGAGGGAUGAGCUGAAGUGUCCCGCGCUUCCAAACGCUUGCACGUGCACCUCGGACGCCUCGGGGCCUCCGGGGACUCAAGGACCAGUGGGAGCCCCCGGCAGCAAAGGUCCACGAGGUGAAAAGGGGGAGGUCGGCCCUGCGGGACCACUUGGUCCACGUGGAGAUAACGGACCACCUGGACCUAUGGGUCUGCCCGGCCCUCAAGGACCCAGUGGCUUGUCUAUUCCAGGAGAAGCUGGUCGCCCUGGACCAAAGGGGGAUCCCGGUGACUCGGGUCUACCUGGACAGAAAGGUUCACCUGGACCUCCUGGUUCUGCCGGCCCGAUUGGACCAGCUGGAGUGAGGGGCCCUCAAGGAAAGGAUGGACCAGCUGGACCCAGAGGCCCCGCGGGCCCCAUGGGUCCUCCAGGAUCACCUGGAGUACCAGGUGCUGCAGGAAAACCUGGAAACCCCGGUAACUCAGGUCCUCCAGGCUCCAUUGGACCCAAGGGAGACAAGGGAGAACGGGGUGACUUUGCACCUCAGAAUAUGAUGCGAUCCAUCGCCAGACAAGUUUGCGAGCAACUAGUCAAUGCACAAAUGACCCGUGUCAACACAUUACUGAACCAGAUCCCCAACGACAUGCACCGUAGCAAUAACCCAGGACCUGCAGGACCUCCCGGUCCUCCUGGCAUCCAAGGUCCUCGUGGUGAACCAGGACCCGUGGGGAGGAAUGGCUUCCCUGGAAGUCCUGGUUUACCCGGACAGCAGGGAGAAAGAGGUACUCCUGGAGAAAAGGGUGAACGAGGACAAUCAGUCAUCGGACCGAAAGGACCAAGAGGUCUUCCUGGCCCACCAGGUGAAAGCAGGACAGGACCUCCAGGUCCUCCAGGUGGUGCUGGAUCACGCGGUCCUCCUGGCCGUUCAGGCUAUCCCGGAGUCCGCGGACCUCCUGGUCCUCCUGGUUACUGCGACUCGUCUCAGUGUGUUGGCAUUCCAUACAACGGACAAGGAUACAUAGGAUAACCGCCAAAGGAAACCAUUAACAGCACAACAGCAGAUGGAGCCAGUACUAACAACGGCUCGAGACCCGUGGAGGAGCAUGCACCAAAAAACUACAACAAGCCAAACAAAUACUAACAAAGGUGGAUUUCUAACAGAGACACAAGUGCAACUACCAGCGCAUCAUCUGCAACAUUAAACGCAUUUCGCCCAAGGUGACCUUUGUAAAUACACUAAUCUGUGCCUUGUAAAUGAUGUUUAAAUCCAUUUAACAUCUGUACUUUUUUAAAGCUUGUGCUGCUUGCUGAAUGCCGAGAACUCCUUUUUUUUUUUUGCCGGCGUUGGGUUUGGAGCUGUUCUAACCUGCUCAGGGCCAUACUGAACCACUUCUGCACACGCGACUCCUGUGACCCUGCAGGUUUCACUGCAUCUGCCACUUCAUGUACAAAACUGUCCCAAAAACCAGAUCCACAUUCUGACACUCCAGUCCCAAAGAGUCCUCAGGCCCCGCGGUGAAACAACUUUGUGUUUGUGGGAAAAAUGUUUUAUUUCAUGAAUCUGACAGUUGCUCCAACUGGGACAACAUCUGGACUGAGAAUGGAGCCAUUUGUCUCCAUUAAGGCAAUAAUGUUUUCAAUAAAUAAUCUUUAAACUAUCACAAAGUUUCAAAACUGUUCAUUGUGGGGUUUUUUCAAAUCCAGAAAAAUCACAUUUUGGAUGCUGCUUUCUAUUAAAUAAUGACUUAAAUCAUUAAUUAUCUAAUUAUUUGAUCCCUUUGACAAUGUGAUGAUGACCGAAAGGGAACACAUAAAGUGUUCAAUGACGUGUUCAGCAGGGGCGUGUCCGAGCCGCCAGUCACUAACUCUGACCUUUGAACUCUGCUUAGCAUUAUUAAUUCAAAUGUGGUUUGAACAGAAUUUUUAAUUGGCCAUUAUAGCAAACUGGGUGGAGCUAGAAACCUGGCGGUGUUGUGGCUUGUUGUGUGUCAGAAUAAUUUAAUGUGAAGUUGUUUUGUAAAAAUGAACAGAACAUCCGCUAAUGAACGCAUCAUUGGAAUCCAUCAUUUGCAAACAAAGUUGAGUUGGUUAAGUGAUUUUAUUUUGUGUGGGAGGGUUUUGUUGGUUUUUGGGUGGUAUUUCAUUAUUUAUGUGCUUAAUGCAGAGUACCUAGCUAGCUAGAUGAUUUUUUUUUUAAAGCUGGUGAUGUGCUAGCUUGCUCAGCAAUUACAUCAAAAGGGCUAGGAUAAGCAGUUAGCUAGGUAGAGUGGUUGUUACCUAUAUACGUUCAGUUAUUUGCAAAGAAUUGUUCUUGUCCAUUUGUGUUUUACAGGGUUUUUUGUAAAACUACAUUUAUCCUUUAUGGAACCGCUUAUAUGCUAGCAAAGCAAAUUUUUUUUAGUGUAGCUUCCUUUAUGCCUCAUUCACCAACUUUAGCAAAAUGAUUCCUCACGAAAAGCCAUAACUUGUAGUUGGUCACGGUCAUAAUCAGUGUGUAGUUUGCACACACCCCUGCUGUUCACAAACCGUCUCUGCCGUAGCUACGCGUGGGGUGAAAACUAGCGUUUCGGCUAGCUUACUUCUUACUCAUGUUAAAACCAACUCAUUCAAUUGGCAUUAAAAAUUAUCUCCAACCAGGCCAGUUUCCACCUGAACCCAACACCCGAGUAGUGCCGGCCCCCGAGGAGGAUGAUGUUUCACGAUUCCAGCGUCGAAAGAGAUCGCUAUCAAGAACCAACAGGCUAACGUCAUAAGUACAAACUGUUUUCUUUUUGUUGUUCUCGUUCAACCUGUGUUUGUUAGACGUACAAAACGGGGUUUGACACCUCAGCUUAAUUGGGGGGAAAAAAUGACUAAAUCUUUAAGUGAUGCAUUUUGUGAAUAUUCAUCAUUUUGCCAGUUAAAGGGUUUGGAUGUGGGGGCGGAAUUUAAAAAAUGUUUUUUUUCAUUUGUCUUCUGCUUGUAAGAUAUUCGCAUCAAGAUUUUGUGAAGUAGCCGCGUAGAAGUAUUAAGAACGUCAGUGAUGGAAGAAAACUGUUGGAAAAUCGAUUUAUUUCUGUCACAUCCGCUAUGUUACGUUUAAAAAUCAAAUAAAAACCCCUUCAGUUAAAUGGCUUUGAUUUUAUAUCUCUAGAAUAAAUAUUUAUCAAAUAGCUUUAAUUUCUGUCACAGCUAAUUUUAGCAGCAGUGGAGUUGCAUGUCUGUGGUGUAUAUUUAGUAGACAUUUGUUACAUUUUGCUGUGUUUUAGUCAGAAUAUCAUUGCCAUCAUUUUUGUCAUUUUCUCAGUCUGAAAUGUGGUUGAAACCUGCGACAUCUGAACCUCAGAUUGUGAAUCUCACAGCCUUAAUUUCUUAUUUAUUUCUGAAAACAGAAGAGGCAUUUUUCAAUAAAACUACUGAAAAUUUA
Messenger RNA from Thalassophryne amazonica, 13383 nucleotides. RefSeq names its product collagen, type XII, alpha 1b (gene col12a1b). The coding region runs from base 163 to 11004 and encodes 3613 amino acids. Lineage: Eukaryota; Metazoa; Chordata; Actinopteri; Batrachoidiformes; Batrachoididae. The transcript is spliced from 78 exons. Gene Ontology annotation, molecular function: protein binding. The record is from RefSeq and is a predicted model, not a curated record.